Messenger RNA from Liolophura sinensis, 1777 nucleotides. Its product is annotated as probable ATP-dependent RNA helicase DDX56. Bases 25 to 1716 code for a protein of 563 amino acids. The record is from RefSeq and is a predicted model, not a curated record. The transcript is spliced from 17 exons. Lineage: Eukaryota; Metazoa; Mollusca; Polyplacophora; Chitonida; Chitonidae. Gene Ontology annotation, molecular function: ATP binding; RNA helicase activity; nucleic acid binding. Gene Ontology annotation, cellular component: cytosol.
UGGGGGUUAACGCAGUGGGAAGAGAUGGCAGGCACUUCAGAUGAGAGCACAAAUGUAUUGGGUUUUCAUGAAAUGGGACUGGAUGACCGAAUUUUGAAAGCUGUUGCUAAACUAGGCUGGUCGUCCCCAACACCAAUCCAGGAAAGAGCAAUUCCUCUUGCCCUCGAGGGGAAGGAUGUUUUGGCUAGAGCACGAACAGGUUCUGGAAAGACAGCAGCUUUCGUGAUUCCAGUUGUCCAAAAAAUCCUUCUGGCAAAACAAACAGCCACAGAGCAGUGUGUCCGAGCACUGGUCAUGACCCCAUCCAAAGAACUCUGUAAGCAAGCCUAUAACAACAUACAGGAAUUGACCAGUUAUUGUUCUAGAGAAAUUAAGUGUACAGACAUAUCCCCCCAUGUUCCUCUAUUACAACAGAAGCCACUGUUAAUGGAGAAGCCUGAUAUUGUUGUUGGCACCCCCAGUCGAGUAUUGGCACACUUGACUGCUGGAAACCUCAGUGUAAAAGAAACUAUGGAGCUAUUGGUGAUUGAUGAAGCAGAUCUGCUCUUUUCAUUUGGAUAUGAACAGGAUGUGAAGAAACUGCUGGAACAUCUUCCAAAAAUAUAUCAAGCCUUCUUGAUGUCAGCAACGCUAAGUGAGGAUGUGAAAGCCCUGAAGAAGUUGGUUCUGCACAACGCCGUGAUAUUAAAAUUGGAAGAAUCACAACUGCCAGAGGCCACACAACUUACUCAGUAUCAUAUCAAAUGCGAAGAUGAUGAUAAAUUUGCUUUAAUCUACACAUUGUUGAAACUACGAUUAAUUAGAGGGAAAUCCAUCAUUUUUGUCAAUUCUGUAAACAAAUCAUACAGGUUGAAGCUAUUUUUAGAACAGUUUGGGAUUCUGUCGUGUGUAUUGAAUUCAGAACUUCCCACAGCCUCCAGAUGCCACAUUGUGACACAGUUCAACGAUGGUUUGUAUGACAUCAUCAUAGCGUCUGAUGAAACCAUGUUAUCAGAUCCCCAGGAAAAACCUCAGCACAUCAAGAAGGGCAAAAGAAUUCAUAAAAAGGAUGAAGAAUAUGGUGUAUCUCGAGGGAUAGAUUUCCGGCAUGUCUCAAAUGUAAUCAACUUUGAUUUUCCAGUCACUGUUGAUGCGUAUAUACACAGAGUAGGCAGAACAGCUCGUGGGGACAGUGAAGGGACAGCCUUGUCGUUUGUCAACAUGAAAGAGAUGGCGCAGCUAAAACUGGUGGAAGAUGCUUUGUCAGAUUCCUAUGGUGACGGGGAGGAUAUGUUCAAACCAUUUCAAUUUAGAAUGGAGGAGAUCGAGGGCUUCCGGUACAGAGCCAAGGAUGCAUUAAGAGCAGUUACAAAGGUGGCCAUCAGAGAAGCUCGUUUGAAAGAAAUCAAACAAGAAUUGUUGAACUCCAAAAAGUUAAAGUCCUAUUUUGAAGAUAACCCCAGAGACUUACAACUGCUGAGACAUGACAAAAGUCUUCAUACAGUCAAGAAUCAGCCACAGUUAAAAAAUGUACCAGAUUACCUAGUUCCCCCCACCCUGAAGGGUCUCAGCAGAAAUGGCGGUCGCAAUAAAUCUCGCAGGUCAGGACAGUCUAAUGAUAGAAAAGCACCUGCCAUAACCCAAGGUCAAAGAAAAUUCCAGAAGCGACAAGCAGAUCCACUGAAGAGUUUCCAGUUUGCUGGCCUAAGUCAGAGUAAAAAAAAGAAAAAGAAAUAAACCUUCAAUUGAUUAUUGUGCAUGCAUUACUGAAUAAAUUUUAUGCUGAUGUAAAGGUAAA